UCUCCACAUUCCUCCUCACAACCUCUCUCUCUCCCUCUCUCUCAUAACUCAUUUCUUUCUCUCCAUCUCUUCCUACCCAUUCUUUCAUUUGGAACUUGUUGAUUUCUGCUCCUCUUUCAGGGCACUUGUUUGCUAUCUUACUAGGGUUUACCCUACAAUUUGCGUGUGACCUAAACCUAAACAACCCAAAUGGCGGUUUCUGGUUUUGAAGGGUUCGAGAAGCGUUUGGAGCUGCACUUCUCUGGGGACGACCGUAAAAAUGUAGGGUCGUCGUUCGGUCUUGGUCUUCGCCUCCUUGACUUCGAGUCCUUGCAACAUGUCCUACAUGCCGUACAAUGCACUGUGGUCUCGGCCGUAGCCAAUCACUACUUCGACGCCUACGUGUUAUCCGAGUCCAGCCUCUUCGUCUACCCUACCAAGAUCAUCAUCAAGACCUGUGGGACCACCCAGCUCCUCAAAUCUAUCCCUCCACUUCUCCGCCAUGCGUCGCUAGAUCUCGGCCUCACCCUCGUCUUCUGCCGCUACACCCGCGGUAACUUUAUCUUCCCCAAUGCCCAGCCUUUUCCCUACACCAACUUCCAAAACGAGGUCGUUUAUUUGGAGGAAUCUCUUCCCGACAGUCUCUGCUACCGCAAGGCAAACGUCAUGCCCUCCAAAACCCCCUCACAUGCAUGGCACGUGUUCUCCGCAUCCACAGAAAACACGAAAUGUGCUUUUGGAGAAGACGACAGCGACGGCGGACUGUUCACACUCGAAAUCUGCAUGACCGAGCUCGACCGCGACCUCGCCCGCAAUUUCUUCCUCCGUCCCGGCACCGAAUACGACGGUGACUCCGCCGGCAAAGAAAUGACUGCGCUCACUGGAAUAUCCGGAAUUAACCCUCGUGCUCUGAUCUGCGAUUUCGCAUUCGACCCCUGCGGGUACUCCAUGAACGGUAUCUACGGGAACCGCCACUCCACCAUCCACGUCACCCCGGAAGACGGCUACAGCUACGCGAGCUUCGAGUGCGUGGGAUCGGUCUACGACGAUCGAGACGACGUUGUUCGGGUGCUGAAGAAGGUCGUCCAAAUCUUCAGGCCGGCGACGAUGUCGGUAUCGACCACGUGUGCGAGCCACGAGGUGUGGAUGCGUGUCGCGGGGGCAUUGGAGCCGCUUGGACUGAAGUGCCGGAGUUGCUCCGUGGACGAGUUUCCCGCCUCCGGUAACGUCGUGUACCAAACGUUCGUCGAUCGUCGGAGUAAGAAAAAUAAUAAUAAGUAGGAUUAAAUCGUAAUUAAGUGGGGUUUUUCUUCUAAAUUUAAUUAGAAAUUUAGCGGAAAAAUUUAGAGCGAUUGUACGGUGGAGGUACGAGGAGAAAGAAGGUAUCGAAUGUGGGAGUUGUGGGGAUAGGCAGUAGAGACGACGUGGAAGCAUCGCGUAUUAGUUAGCACGAUGUAAUGCACCCCACUUAGGAUUGCCACGCCUAAGAUUUUUAGGUUGUUUUUUGUCUGGUAGUGGGGUACAUCAAAAUUAAGUGCCAAAUGUUGAGAGGGAUGUUUACUUAGAGUUUCUUUCUUCUAUCUUCUCAAGAUUUCUAUUCUUUUCAUUUUCCUUUUCCCCGAUCCUUUCGGAUUUCCUGUUUAAUUCUCCAUAUCUUUGUCUCAC
Pyrus x bretschneideri (Chinese white pear) is the source of this 1644-nucleotide messenger RNA. Its product is annotated as S-adenosylmethionine decarboxylase proenzyme 4. Gene Ontology annotation, biological process: spermine biosynthetic process; spermidine biosynthetic process. The transcript has a single exon. Gene Ontology annotation, molecular function: adenosylmethionine decarboxylase activity. The record is from RefSeq and is a predicted model, not a curated record. The coding region runs from base 190 to 1260 and encodes 356 amino acids. Gene Ontology annotation, cellular component: cytosol. Lineage: Eukaryota; Viridiplantae; Streptophyta; Magnoliopsida; Rosales; Rosaceae.